Caenorhabditis angaria is the source of this 5894-nucleotide messenger RNA. Lineage: Eukaryota; Metazoa; Nematoda; Chromadorea; Rhabditida; Rhabditidae. The record is from the annotation of a GenBank genome assembly.
AUGCCGUCGUUUUUCUGUCUUCCGAUGGCUUGUAGUCGACAAAUCGAUGUUUUGGAUCGAAGUCAGUCGAAUUUACAAAGUGUUCCACAUGAUAUUGAUCGAUUUCGAGGAUUGGAAGAAUUAUUAUUAGCAAUGAAUAAUAUUAAAGAUCUUCCAAAACAAGUAUUUCGAUUACAUCGACUACGAAUUCUUGAUGUUUCGGAUAAUGAAUUGGCUGUUUUACCUCCAGAAAUUGGAAAUUUAACGUUGCUCAAUGAAUUGAAUCUUAAUCGAAAUGCUAUUACUGAUAUUCCCGAGCAGCUGAAAAAUUGCAAACAAUUGAUUAACUUGAAUUUGAAUGGUAAUCCAUUUACUCGACUUCCUGAAAGUAUUUGUGAAUGUACAUCAAUUGUUACGCUAUCUUUAAAUGAUACAACUCUCACAGCUUUGCCAGCAAAUCUUGGAGAAUUGGUUAAUCUACGAGUUUUAGAGGUAAUUAUUUAAAAAAAAACGAACAUUUCCCUCACUUUCAAAUUGUUCUAGGCUCGCGAAAAUCAUCUUCGUAUGGUUCCAUCAUCGAUUGUUAAUUUGCAUCAUUUGGAAGAGCUCGAUUUGGGCCAAAAUGAUAUUGAAGAAUUGCCACGCGAUUUUGGAAAAAUGACGAAUUUACGCGAACUUUUUAUUGAUAUGAAUGGAUUGAUGCAAUUGCCUGAUAGUAUUUCGGAUUGUAAGAAAUUGGAUUUGUUGGGUGAGUUUUAUUUUUGAGAAUUUCAAGUUUUCAAAACUCAAUAAAAUCGAAAAAAGAAAGUUCAUGUUUUUUUUUUCGAAUUUUGGAAUAAAACGUUUUUAGGAAAAUUAAAAAAAAAAGUUACAGUAUCUCCCGGGUUUCCGUAUAAUGAAUAAAGUUUCGAUUCACAUCAGGGACUACGAAUAAUUUUUUAGGUUAUUUAUUUUGUUCUUAUUAGAGAACAUUUCAAAACUCUAAUCUACUUAUAUAUUAUUUCCCGAGGUGUCCUUCCGCGGUGCAAAAAGAAUGAACACGUUUUUAUUCAGAAAAAAAUCAAGGUCACGGACCUUAUCUGAUCAAUCAUUUUUAAUAUUUAGAGAGGAUUAUUUUAAUCAUUUCUUAAUGUUUCCUUAUUCCAAAGUAGUUGAUGUACCAAUUUAUGAGCGUGAGUCAGGUUACUGUAGACUUUUAUAUCAGUAUUCGAAGUUUCAGAUAUUGAAUUACUUUCUCGAUUAAAAGAAGAUAAUAGUUAUCUUUGAUAUGAAUUCGUAAUCCUAAUGUGAGUUUUAUUAUAGUAUGAUUUUAGUUUUGUAUAGUUUUAGGCAUACUUGAAGUUGUAACUUCCAAAUUCUCCCGAUUUUUUCCAUCUGAAACAUUUCUUUCUUGCAUCAAAAGCUUCAAAAGUUUUUUUUAAGAACCAGAAUGGUUUCCAAAAAUCACAUAUACCUGAUUUUAGAAUAAAACAAUUUACUUACUCAUCAAAAUUUUGAAACUUUUUAUGAAUUUUGAGUCUAUAAACUUGAAAAAUCCAUUUUCAGCCCAAUUUUUCAAAAAAAUAGUUGGCGAUAGAUUUCUCUGCGCAGAAAAAAUUGGAGCUAGAUUAUCUAUGGUCAUUUUUAGAAAAGCUAAUGUACACUGAAAGCUAGAGGACAUAUAUUUUUUUGAAAGUCAUAUUUCUAUGGUUCACUUAAAAAUUGGCACUUUGUGAAAUUGAUCUCAAAGUUUAAAUUUUAUGGGUCGAAAUUUUUGUCCGAUCUACAGUUCUGAAGUUUCAAUCAUCUAGAUUUUUUGAUAACUUGGCAUUCUCAAACAGUGAGCCUACAUUAAUCAUAAUACAAAGAAAUGAAGUUUUGUGAACAAGAAAAGUGUAUACUUGAAUCAUAUCUGAAGUUCUAGAAUCAACAUUUUUUGAAGUUUAUUGGAACCUAAGCAUAAAUAAAAUGUUCACUUUCAUUUUUUUUGUCAGUUUAAGUUUCAUAGUCAAAUAUUUCAAGUCUUUUCUCGAUGUUUUUCUUCUCCUAAUCGGACUAUGAGAAAAAGAAAAAGUAACCAAGUCAACCUACUGUAGAUAAUUUAAAAAGCUGCAGUUUUCAGAAAUUGGCUAAUUAAUUUGACCAGAAGAAAAAUUAUUUAACUAAAUUGAUAAUCUUGAGUUUUGAUGUGUUUUUCUGGUUCUUUUAUAAUCUAUUUAAAAUAAGAAGCUUCUCUAGAUUUCAGUGUUUUUGACAAUGUUUCAUGUUGCGGAUCAGAUUAAAAAAUUUAAUGCUUUUUUUGGAUUUUUAUUAUCAAACUAAUUCAAAAUAAGAAAAAUCAACUGAUGUGAACACACCUCAGCCAAAAUCGUGGUUUCCACAAUAAAAAAAUGUACGCUGACUUUUUACAGUACAAAAAUUAUGAAUUUUUCAGUUUUUGUCCUCUGAAAAUUAGAAUUUUUCAAUUUUUGACCUCUAAAAGCUGAAAUUCAGAUUUUUCCAAAAAUUGUACUCUGGUCAGCCACGGCUUGGCCGAGGUGUGGAUGUGAAUAAAAAAUCGGAUCAUAGAACUUUUUUCAAAUUAAAAUGUAGUUUCCAGAAAAAUCAAAACACAUUUUUAUCUCCUAUUUCUUUUAAAAUGGCUAUAUUCUGAAAAGUUCGGGAAAACAGGAAAUGAAAGCUGAAACAAAUAACUAAAUAGCCGUAAAAACACCUCAAAACUCAUUUCCAACUGGUGAGCACAGCAUUUCGUGACCAUAUUCCAAUCCUAAACGUGUAUACUGUUUUCGAGAAUCGAAUCAUUAAAAAAUAUCACAUCUACUGAUCACUACGCGCGAAGCCGGAGUUUUUUCUUUAAUCUUCGGUAUUUGUGAAAAAAAAUUUCGUUUUCGAUUUUUUUAGAGAAUACUAACAUUCAAUUAUUGCUGUGAGGAUUUUGAGAUUUGUUCGUAACUACUAUAUUUUGUAAGGCUGGAUUGACUCAAAAAUUGUCAACUGAAAUUAAUAAAAUCAAAUUUCGGAAAUCGCAAGGUAUGAACACAUGAACAAGCCGAAGAAAUUACAAGGGUUAAAUAUCAAAUGGUUAUAUGCCAGAGGUUGUACAUAUGACCCUAAAUUUUUGAUUAUUUUAUGUUUUUUUUUUCAUUAAAAUAUUCUAAAAAAAUGCUAGGAGUGUGACAAGGCAGCCGAAGGCUGCCUGUAACGGUUCGCAGCCGCAGGCUGCGUAACACAAGAAUUUUGCCGCCGGAGGCGGCUAUAAAUUCUUGUAUAUUUUAUUCCACACAAAUGAGCCAUUUCAAACAAAGCUCGAUUAAUUGAAAAUAAAAUUCACGUGAACGUGACCCCGUUCUCCACAUCAUUAUAGAUGGCUCAUUAUAAAUAAAUCCCUCAUUUCUUAAAAACCCACCAACUCUCAAAUUUCUAGAUGUCUCCGAAAAUCAAAUCCAAGUUCUUCCACACGAAAUCGGCAACAUGGAAAGUCUAUCCGAUUUGAAUAUCUCGCAAAACGUCAUUCAAGAAUUGCCCACCUCAAUUGGCCGUCUUCGAAAAUUGACAAUGUUGAAAGCGGAUCGCAAUUCAAUUCAUACACUAACUCCCGAAAUUGGAAAAUGCGAAUCAUUGACAGAAUUGUAUUUGACUAACAAUUUAUUAUCGGUGAGUUGGCAACACAAAAAAAAGAACGCAGCUGGACUUUUUUCAAUAAAAAAAUAUAUAAACAUAUGGGUUGCUAUUUAUUGAUCAAUUUUUGUGUUAUUGCAGGACAUUCCAACUUCGAUUGGAGAUUUGAAGAAACUAACAACUUUGAAUGUAGAUAGAAAUCAAUUGACAGAUUUGCCGGAUACUGUAAGUGUUGACUUAAAUAAUUGAAGGAAUAGUUCGAUAAAAUAAUUAUUUUGUAGAUCGGAGGCUGUCACCAAUUAUCUGUUUUAUCUGCUCGUCAAAAUUCCCUCAUCGAAUUGCCAAUGUCAAUCGGAAAAUGUGAAAAUCUCACAGUUCUCGAUGUCGCUGCCAACAAACUAUCAAAUCUUCCAUUCACCAUCAAUGUUCUCUAUAAACUUCAAGCUCUUUGGCUCAGCGAAAACCAAACGCAAUCAAUUUUGAAGUUGACACAAGAAAGAGACAACAGAACAGGAAUCAAAGUUUUGACUUGUUAUUUGCUGCCACAAUAUAAUGCAGCAUUGGAUGGAAACGGGGAUAAUGAGGAUAGAAGUGGAUCAAAUGCGGCAAAUCGAUCAUUUUUGGGCGGUCCAAAAGUUCAUUUUCAUGAUCAGGAUAGCACUUUGGAAGAGGAUAAGAUUCAAUUGGGACAAUUUGAAAGACACAAUACACCACAUCCGAAAAAUCCAAAGAUUAAAAAGUCGUCGAUUGAUGGACAUGUUAUCCCGCAUGAUGUGAGUUUUUUGUUUUCGAGAAAUUGGGAUUUUCAAAUUUUCAAAAAAGUUUUUGAUAUAUUUUAAUCAAAUUUUUGAAAUUAUUCGAAUUAGUUUGCUUUUUUUAAAUCCCGUUCAGAAUUGAAAAUACCUUGAAUUUGACUUUUGAAACAAUGUGAUAUUUUUUCAGACUGAACCACAGCCUCGUCAAUUCUCUCUAAAUCAUCAAAAAUCUUCAACAUCUUCAUUUGUUGGAUCUUCUUCAAUGAAUUCAAUAAACGUGGCGGAUGAUAUCAGGUUCAUAGAUUCGUCGUGAGUGUCUUAUUCACCUUGUGUUUUAUUUUCAUCUCACCUUCACCUAAUGUUGUGUGGUGUUUUUAUUUUCUAAAUAUCAAAAUAUUUCUUUUUUCCUAAAAAAACAACCAUUUUUUUCCACAGAUUCUCAAACGGAAAGCCUGAAAAUGCGCGAUCUCCUGAUUCCGCCUCAGAAGCCCGAAAUUCGAUAUCAAAUCUAUCACUAUCUGCAUCGAAUCCGAAUAUGAAGAAAAUAGUGAUUCGACGAGACUCGAGUGGAAUACUCGGGUUGACGUUUGCCGGAGGAACUGAAAAUGGACCAGCCCCAGGAUCCAAAGGAGAUGUUGGACUUUUCGUGACAAAAAUCACAGCAGGAAGCGCGGCUGAGAAAUAUGGAUUGCGAGAGGGAGAUAAAUUGAUUAGGUGAGUGAUUUUUGGAGAGGGAUUGGACAUUUUGAUGAAUUCUUGGGGAUGUGUUCUCAGAAUUCUUAAGGUAAAGAAGUAAAAAGACAACAUUUUAAAUCUGAAAAAAAAACAGACAUUUUCAAAUUCUUUAAACGCAAGAUUUGAUCUGAAAAUUUUGGGAAUAUCUUUGAAAAAUCGAAAAUUCGAAACUCACAAAGCAAACAAGAUUAUCAUUAUUCAUCCAACGAACGUUCAAAAACUGGAAAUUAUGAGACACAAUUAAAAAUCCAGAUACAACUUUGGAUUUAAAACAGAAUCGGAAACAUAAUCAACGUAUCCAAAAAAUAGAAAAGUUGUGGGAAAAAUAAAAUAAUAAAAACAUAUCAAAAAGCGAGAGUGAAAAAAAUCUUCUUGAAAAUAUACAUUUCGAAUUGGUAUAACAAUUUAACCAGAAAUAACAAACAUACUACUUCCAAAAAAAAGGCUUGCUAAAUUUUGUUCCAAAUUUUCUCGAAAAGGUAAUUUUCUUAUUUCAUACACGGUAUUUCCAGAGUAAAUGACAGAAAUGUGGUAAAUGCCUCACAAGUCGAUGCAAUGAGUGCGAUCAAUUCAUCCAGUGAUUUGGUGGAACUUGUGGUUUUAAGGCGAACUCCAUCACCGGUUCCGAGAAAGGUGUGAGUCCUCUUGGUAAUUUUCAUCAAUAUUAUCCCAAUAAUCUUAUAGGAAUUGAUGUUUGGUGGAAGUUCUCAGCAACUUACAGCAUCAUCUUCAACGGGUUCCUCAUCUCCAGAAGCUCAAAUCUCUGCCACGGAAACUUUUAUUGGCGGCGGAAGUUUGACUAAUUACGGACAAACUAUACUAACUUAA